Messenger RNA from Plenodomus lingam JN3, 876 nucleotides. The record is from RefSeq and is a predicted model, not a curated record. NCBI's taxonomy places the organism in Eukaryota, Fungi, Ascomycota, Dothideomycetes, Pleosporales, Leptosphaeriaceae.
AUGACAGAGGCGCAGAAGCAGGCAAACGGUAACGCUAUGACAUGGAAACGCGCGAUCAAAAAAGCAGCCGUUUGCCUGGCUGCGCUCGAGUACCUUGUCCUAGACUCCACAGAUGCACAAAAACCCAGAAAUACAGACGCCGCUGAGAAACGUCAGGUUUGCGAUUCAGCAAGCACCAUGGCUUUCCCACUAGAUGUCUACCCAGUGAUGUCGGAGAUCAGCGAGCUUCGCGAGAAAGCAAAUGUAGACGGCGCGGCACCCGCUCUCGAGGCAGAUUUGUUGUCUUCGGCAUCGCCCCAGCACUCCGCUUCUGGGACAUCGAGUUUGGCGACCCCGACUUCCAAAGGUGGGGUGGGUAAAGCGUGGAGGAGGAUGAAGAAGGGGCUCCGACCAGGCGACAAGGUCAAGAAGAAAGCAGACACGACGAUACCUGCGUCUGUGUCGUCGCGGGGAACGGCGAGUGCGAGCAAUGGCACGAGUCGUUGUGAAAGAGGUGAGACCGGAUCCAGUCAUGCUGCUUGCACGCAAUUGGACGACUGCUCUCUGAACUCGAGCAUUGCGGUUGGGCCAGCCAGCAGCAAAGGCACCAUCAGCGACGAGCAAGACAGCGAGGCCGCAAAGGACAUGGGCAGUGCGAGUGACAAGGAUGACGUCUCGACGUCAGACUGGUUCAUGACUCAUGGUCUCACUGUGGAAGCUGCCACUGAGUUGCUUCAGUGGGGUGGACUGGGUGACGACGAGGAAGAUAUCACGGCCCUACCCUCGAUGAGCCUAAAGUCGGCCAUGGAACAGUUGGCCAAGACAGAGAAGAGGAGGCCGAAAAAGCUGAGGAAAGGAGGCAGUAGGUUGCCGAUGCCUACCGCUAAGUGGAUAUGA